AUGGCGCUGGUCCAACCCGUGCAGUUCGGAAAGCCCGCGUCGACUGCUUCGCAGGGGCGGUCCCAGCUGCUUGCGUCGCCUAAGCCCCGGGCGCCACCGCGCCAAUCCAAUGGCUUUGCGAGGAUGCAGCAGUCCCUGGUUGCCGCCUGCCUUGCGACAUCUCUGUAUCGCGGCAAAAGUACGCGAGUUUUCAAGAGGAGUGUGAGGCAUGAGUUCGCAAGCACGCCCCAAGAGACCUACGAGACUUUUGUGGCCAAGGCGGAGCACUUAGUCAAGAUGUCCCCGCUCCAAUCCUUGUAUGCCUCCGUCCUGGGCGCUGCCUUUGUGGCGGUGGCCAGCGCCAGUGCCCUCAGCUUCUCCGAGGCCGUCGGACCCAACCUUUUGCUGGACAAGUUGGUCUUUGCGGUGGUUUUGCCUGUUCACCUGCUUCUGUGCCAGCUGUGCGGAGGGCAGCUCACGACCAGCAACUGCUCCAUGUUGAGCAUCGGCGUCCUGCAGGGGAAGGUGAGCAUCAAAGACGCGGUGAGGAAUGUUGGGAUCGUCCUUGCCGGAAAUGCCAUCGGAGUGGGCCUGAUACUGGGCACCGUCUGGUAUCUCCAGGUCUUGGAUCAGUCGUCUCUGGCCGUGGCGGCCCUGAUGGCCAAGAGUAAGUGCGCGUACACCUUUGGCCAGACGUUUGUAAAGGCUUUCCUUUGCAACUGGAUGGUCUUCGUGGCUUACUGGCUGGGCGUCAUGUCAAAGGAUAUCAAGGGCAAGAUGACGGGCAUUUGGACCGGCGUCUUCCUGUACGCCGCUGUGGGGUUCGAACACAUCGUGACGAACAUGUUCCUCCUGCCAGCGGCGCUCAUGGCCGGUACCCACUUGACGUUGGCGGAUAUGCUUGUGAAGAACAUCAUCCCCGUCUUGUUGGGAAACGCAGCAGCUUCGAUCAUGGUGGCCGGCGGUUCUUUCGGCUUUGCCUUUGGGCAGCUCCUCAAGAAGUUGAAGGUUCAGCCGCUGAAGAUGCUGAAUGCGCAGGUGCACGCACCUGCGGUCCGUUGGAUGUCACCCUCCGGCGCUCCGAUGCCAGCGAUGCUGGCAACACCCUAG
Messenger RNA from Symbiodinium natans, 1089 nucleotides. NCBI's taxonomy places the organism in Eukaryota, Dinophyceae, Suessiales, Symbiodiniaceae. The record is from the annotation of a GenBank genome assembly.